UUAGUACCCGCGAACAGCGACGCGUGCACGAAGUUGAUCAGUCUCAACCACGCUCUCGCGUUCGUCGCAUGCGAGCUUUCGCGUCUUAUUCCGAAGUAACGAAGCUCGGAUGUGCUCCGAGAUUAAUUGUGACGCCAAUUCAAUAACGUUGUAUAAAAUUAAUUGCCCAAAUAUAUAAAUCUUCGGAACGUUGCUUGGAAGAACACACGCGCGACACAACUCGAUUGCGCUCUGGUGAAAAAGAACCGCGGACAACAUCUCAUCCGGUGUUCAACUUAAUCACCCGGGGGAAAAAAAAGAAAAAAAACGAGAAAGAAACAGGAAAAGGACGAGACAGUUGCAACUUUGCAAUUCCAGAUUUUUGAUACAAAAAAAAACGAUAACAAGUUGACAAACUACGAAAGAUGUUUGUCAUUAAAAAUUUACGCUUAUUUAUUUAUUAAUAUUUAAUAGCACUUGCGCGUACACACGCGUAGACGUAAAACUAUCCAAGAGCUUGACUCAACCGAAGUAACGUAAACGUUUGAGAAGAGAAGAGAAGAGGAAUAAUGAGAAAAUAUACAAGAAUACAAUAACUCAGUCUCUUAUAUGUGUCUGUGUGCUAAUCGAAGAGUGGCGGCAAUUGAGAAUAUACAAAGAUCGAUGUAAAAUAUACAAGAGCAAGAGAACUAUUUGAUGAUUUAAAAAAAUAAUGUUGAUUUCAAAGCGCAGCUACGUGGUAACGGAUGUUACAAUCAGAGAGAGAGCAGUAAUUUGAACGCGACGUCGAGUUGCACGUACUACGUACAGAGAGAAGCGACGAAGAUCGUUUGCGCGAGAUAAACAUACAAUUAAACCUUUAUGUGUCAUUAUGUUCGCGGCAAAUUUUAUUUUGCUUGUACUGUCCUUGACAAAAGUGUCAUCGGAAUUGUAUCUAACGAAAUGUUGCGAACCGGGAAAGAUCUUCUCGGGACAAUGGAACACGUCUGAGGUAAACUGUGUUUCGGUGCCUAACAGCAGCCGAAUGGAAGCUGAAGUUUUCCAGUGGAACGCCACCGCGGUAUUCCAAGGCUUUCCGCGAUGUGACGAACCCGAGGACAUUACGAUCACGCCGCUUUACAAUUUCGAUAACAAUUUCGAAGAAAUUUUCGAGAUGCCGGCCUGUCUUGAAACGCUUCACGAGCAAACGAGCGAGAAGAGCGUCUUGAUAGCCGUUCAUUGUCGAUCCUACAAAGAUGAGCGCAACAAAACGUUUAUUAAGAACAACGUUACGUUUCCGCCGUUCGCGCACGUUAGAAAAUGCUGUCCCUCCAAUGAGAUUUUCGAUACACGUGCAAAAACUUGCGUACGUCAAACGAACGAAUCACAGAAUCUCGUGGAGUUUUUGCCGAACAGAUCGACGAUUGCAAAUCUGUCGGUGACGACCACAGGUCCGCCUAAGUGCACAGGUCCGAUUGUCGAUUACACGAUCGACAAAGACGACGUUUUUUUGCGGAACGCUAAUUACUGGGUGACGGUUUCGUCGUUAAAGAAUAAUUUGGUCUUCAGAGAGGAAUUUCUUGCUAGCGAGAAUAGUUCCUGUCUCGACGUAAUGCCGUAUUCCGAACGAAAGUUGGUGGCGCGCGUCUGCAGAGAUCCGGACUACUGCGAUCGAAACGCUUGCAUCAGGAAGUGUUGCGCCGAGGGUGAGGUGUACGCGAAGGGAUGCAGCAAUCUCACUGUGCCGGACGAGCCGAAAGAGUUUCACGAGGCUUUCGCAAACGCUCUGAAUCAGACCAAAAACUCCAAUUUCAUCUCGACCAAAGAUUACGGCGUCUUGAUUGGGAAGCCGUGCACGAACGGCAUGUACCCUAUCAAUCCGAGAAGAGAAGAUUGGUGGCUGUCGUCAGACAAUCAUGUUUUCGUCAAUAAUUACCAUGAGCCUAACGACGUAAACGGAUACUGUAUGGACAUUUUAAAAAGGAAAUCCGACUAUAACUUUUAUUUGUUCUUAUGCUUUCCGGAAAAAGAGAAAGACAACAAUCAAAUCAGGUUGCUGCUGAACUUCGUCCUGCUGAUCGUCAGCUGCGUGUUUUCUCUAAUCACUCUGCUGGUGUACGCGUGUCUUCCGAGUCUGCGAAAUCUUCACGGAAAAACGCUCAUGUGCUACGUGAGCAGUUUGCUCUCGGCCUAUAUCUGUUUAGCGAUCACCUAUCAAAUUAACGCCAAUGAUGCUCCCAUAACGUGCAAAGUAGUAGCUUACACCAUGCUGUUUUCCUUCCUCUCGGCGUUUUCCUGGCUGAACGUCAUGUGCUUCGACAUAUGGUGGACUUUCGGAGUUCAACGUGGAAGUACGAUUGCAAGGGCGCGUGGACAUAAAAAGAGAUUUCUGUUGUACUGUUUAAACGCUUGGGGUCUCUCCUUCGUGCUGUCAUCGCUGACGAUCUUUGCUGACUGCACGGAUAUCCUACCAAAAUAUUUGAAACCUGAUAUCGCCAUUGAAAGAUGUUGGUUUUCAAAGAAACAGUCUUCGUAUAGCGAGUUAAUUUUCUUCAUCGCUCCGGUGACAAUUCAGUUGAUGUCUAAUGUGACAUUCUUUAUUUUCACAUUGGUACAUUACAACAAGGUGAAAAUAGAGAUACAAAAAGUCAGCGCGGACACCAUAGCGAGCAGGCGAUUUCAUUCCAACAGAAACAGAUUCAUUAUGAACGUCAAACUGUUCAUCGUCAUGGGAAUAGUUUGGACCUUCGAGGUGAUAUCGUAUUUCUUAAACAAUUACUUCCAACACUUGACGUGGAAGGACGUGUUUCUCUACACCACCGAUGUCUUGAAUUGUCUUCAAGGUUUAUUGAUUUUCAUUCUUUUCGUCUUGAAAACUCGCGUUUACCUGGCGCUUCGCAAACGUAUGGGAUUGAAUACAAAGGGAAACCCGACCCCAACGUGCAACGCAACGACGACUCUGCAAGAUCCUUACAAAAAAGUCCGAAGAAGUACGAGCAGCAGCACUUUAACGACUACGUUUGUAAUCAGCUCGGCGAAAAGUAGCAGUUAAGAUUGUUUAGGAUAAAUAAUUGUCUACGUCCUGGGUCGGAUCAUUAAAAGACAGAGCCUGAGUCUUGUCCAAACACACGGAUUUAGAAAUUUUAUACGUCGAGCGAGAACCUGUUAGGCUCACAGACAGGUCAACCGUUUUUACGACCACCGCCAUUCCUUCGUCGUGUGAAUGCUUCAGUCUUUUUUUCAGAAACUGAAUUUCUAUUAUCUGAAACGGCAUUUUUGGUGAUCGACCGAAAAAUGCGAAACGGUACUAGAUCGAAUUGGCGGGAUCUCGGUUAUUAGUUAAAAAAAAUUAUUAACACAAUGGUUAAUAAUUUUAUAUUAACACACAAAUUGAAAUUAAUUUUAUUAAGGAACGGAGCGUUACGCGGAUCGGAAACUUACGUGUAAUUUAAAUACAAGAGCGUGUCCUUCAUGCACACAAACACAAAUAUGAUUUGUUCGAGAGAUAUUUGUGUUAUCGUGACUGAACAUGACUUGCUUCAAGGAUGUAUACACUUGUUUUUGAAACUUGUAAUCGAUUAAGUUAAUAUAUUGCGAAAAUUUCAAUCGUAGCCAAAGAGGGGCGAACCCCAGGUAAAGCGUGUUCGGAUUAAAACACAAUUAAUGAAAUUGUGUGAUGUUGUAAUUGUAUCAAUGAAUAUCAAUGAAUUGUUAUAUUAUUGUGUUAUUGGUUUAAUAACGAAGCACACCAGCACCUUAAUUAUUUAAAAAAAACUGCGUCAACUUACCUUCUUCCGACAAUCGUAGACAGGUAAUGAGCGAGUUCGGCAACGGCAAAGACGAUCAAAGAGGUAAAUGCGGCUAUCACACAAGACGAUCGCAGAAGUUAAUACACAGCUCGGGGCUGUGAACGCUACCCUUUUAUACCGUAAUCUAAAGCGGUAAGGCAUGAUUCGUGGAUCUUCCAAUAGGAAUGGAGAAUAAGUUUCCACUUUAGAUCCUUGCGUCACCUGGCUCUCUUAUUCGUUAAUUCAUGGUCGAUUUUACAGCAGAUCUACCAGUCACAGGCUACCGCGCUGUCGCAUGAUUUUCGGCAAAAUCUUCUUAUCGAGUGAACCUUACCCUAAGGUAAGGCGCCGGGCAUUUUCCGGGCGCACAAUUCAUGGCUUUGUUUUUAGAACGCACAUCUGCAACACAUUUUUUUCUUCGACGUAUGACGUCUCUCUCUCUCUCUCUGCUCUUAAAAUUUCUAAGAAAUCCGCUUAAAAUUCAGAGGACUAGCUUCUAUAUACAAAAAAUAUGAUCAAUAAGUAAUAAAUAAUUAGCUUCUACAAAUUAUUUCCAUUGAGUAAAUUUUUGUAUUCUUGAGAACACGCGCAGAGUUGUUGAUCUCUUGUAUAAUCAAGUUCUCUGCUCUCGAUUCGAUUAUUGUAAACUAAAUGUUUUCCUCUCGAUUUCUGACAGUAUGUCUAUUGUUCUCGUUGCGAAUAAAAAAAGGGAACUGUAAGUCUACAGAAAGAUUUAACAUAAUUUAUGUAUGUGUGUGCGUGUGCGUGUGUACACAUUAUACAAUAAGUGACAAUUGCAAAGUGACGAUUACAAAGUACUCGAAACGACGUGUAGAUAGCGACAGUAGUAUCACAUUGCUGUUGUUGUUAAUAAGUUUUAUCUUUCAGAAGAACAAAAGGCAAACGCGCUGGCUCAUUAUUGCACAAUAGUGUGUUUGUGUUGACAAUUCGUCAAAGCACAGACGCGCUCUCAGUGUGAUUUUCAAGAGACAAUGCAUCGGUACUCACGCUUGCAACCGCGUUGACUAAACUUUACGAGUCGGAACUUCUCAAUUUGUCUGUCUGCCUUAUCUAUCUCAUUCGCGUGAUUUCGAUUUGUUUCCAAAUCCGAAAAAAAAAAUGGCUCGGCGCGAAAGAAGAUUUUCGAGCAACAACAAGCGAAAGUUAUCGAUGCGGCAAACGGCAACAUUUUGAAGAGUCUCGAGAAAUCGUUCUAUCAAAAUGAGACAAGUGCUCUCUCGAGAAGCCGAUCAAAGUAGAAGACGACGACUACAUCGAGAACAAAAAAAAAAAUACAUUUCAACCCGAUAAAUUGUUGCUUAACUUCUCAUUUCGAGAAUACUCUUGCGUCAAUCUUGUGUAUAAUAUAACAGUGUGUUAGUUGUGUUAAUAUUCAUCGUUUUAAGGAAACAUAAUAUAAUUAAUCUGAUAUGCGAUUAUAUAUUGUAAAACGUCGAGCUAUAUAAAUAUUGGGCCGGCAUUGAAUCCCAAUAAAUUCAGAUAGACGCGCGACGAUCUUUUCUCUCUCACACUUCCACGUUCUUUUACAAACUAUGUUAUGUACUUUAUGUUCCGUUCUGGAAUUUCCUGUGUUUAUGAUACGGUACGAUAAUACCGGACGUCAGCACGAGAGAACAUCAUCAUCAAAGUAGCAAUCUUCAAAAUGGCGACGUUCAUACGCGUAUUUGUUGGCAAGUUUGACGUACAUAUAUUGACCGCGCGUUCCGAUAUUCACCGCCACCGUACUGGAAAUCUAUGACACAUAUGUGUGACACAAAGACGAUUUUAUAAUAUUGGCAGUUAAUAUCGGAACGCAGCCACAAUUUGAUCCGCAACGGCUUAAGUUACUUUAUUUUAAAGUAACGCAAAAAGCAAAUCUAAGUUUGUCAAGAUUAAUUUGUACAUAGUUUGCGACUCAAAUCUAGAGUUUUGGUUUUUUUAUUUUCCUUUCACAUUAAAAGAAAUCUCUCUGGAGACGAGAGCCUCCUUUGAAGAAAGAGAUAAGAAGAUCUCGUAAUAUAAACUUUGUGUGACUGGUGUGACUUCUGUAAUGUUGGACCUGGCAUCUUCUCUCGCGCGGCGAGAUUUAUUUCUCUAUUUCCGACACGUUUUAUUUAAAAUCGUAAAAUCUGCGAUAACGCAGACGUUAUUUAAUCUUAUUAAUCAGCCGGAACUAUAGCGGCUAAAAUCAACGUGUGAUUUUUUUUUUUUAUACAUUGUGAAUAAUUAUAUCAUCGACGUGCGAUGUUGAUUUCACAUUUCAUACGUGUGUUACAAAAAUAUCAUUAUGCAACAGAUGUGAGAGAUAGCAAUCGACUUUCUUUUUUUCGUGGAAAUAACGAUGUAAAUAUUUGCAACAACAAUGUAAAUCGUUAAAUUGUUAUCAUUACGUAUCAAACAGAUAAAACGCACAGCCUCGUCUUAUUUAAAAAAAUAAUAUAGAGAUAUAAAAUCAACGUGUGAAUUCAGCAAAACUAUGUACACGUGUAAUAACAAUGUUUUUACAUAAUCUUUUAUUUAUAUAUAUAUA
Messenger RNA from Pseudomyrmex gracilis, 6276 nucleotides. RefSeq names its product G-protein coupled receptor Mth2. Gene Ontology annotation, biological process: cell surface receptor signaling pathway. The coding region runs from base 851 to 3010 and encodes 719 amino acids. The transcript has 10 exons. The record is from RefSeq and is a predicted model, not a curated record. Gene Ontology annotation, molecular function: G protein-coupled receptor activity. NCBI's taxonomy places the organism in Eukaryota, Metazoa, Arthropoda, Insecta, Hymenoptera, Formicidae. Gene Ontology annotation, cellular component: membrane.